This is a messenger RNA of Glycine soja, 1489 nucleotides long. Its product is annotated as sucrose synthase 2-like. Gene Ontology annotation, molecular function: sucrose synthase activity. The record is from RefSeq and is a predicted model, not a curated record. The transcript has 9 exons. Gene Ontology annotation, biological process: sucrose metabolic process. Bases 37 to 1113 code for a protein of 358 amino acids. NCBI's taxonomy places the organism in Eukaryota, Viridiplantae, Streptophyta, Magnoliopsida, Fabales, Fabaceae.
GAAGAACUUAACAGACAUAUAAACAUAGUGAUCAUCAUGUCUACGCAACCAAAGCUUGGUCGGAUUUCCAGUAUCAGAGACCGAGUUGAAGACACUCUCUCUGCUCACCGUAACGAACUCAUUUCUCUCCUCUCCAGGUAUGCGGCUCAGGGGAAAGGGAUUUUGCAACCCCAUAAUUUGAUUGAUGAACUUGACAACAUCCCUGGUGAUGAUGAAGCAAUAGUGGAUCUAAAAAACGGUCCCUUUGGUGAAAUUGUCAAGCCUGCAAAGGAAGCCAUAGUUUUGCCUCCUUUUGUGGCAAUAGCAAUUCGUCCAAGACCUGGUGUUUGGGAAUAUGUCCGUGUUAAUGUCUCUGAUCUCAGCGUGGAGCAAUUAAGCAUUUUUGAAUAUCUCAGCUUCAAGGAAGAACUUGUAGAUGGAAAGAUUAAUGAGAAUUUUGUAUUGGAGCUUGAUUUUGAGCCAUUUCCUCGCCCAACCCGCUCAGCAUCCAUUGGCAAUGGUGUCCAAUUUCUUAAUCGCCACCUUUCAUCAAUUAUGUUUCACAACAAAGAUUCCUUGCAGCCCUUGCUUGAUUUCCUCCGAGUUCACAAAUACAAGGGCCAUCUGCGGGAACUUGCUUUGACUAACAUUGGUUCGAUUCACAAGCGUGCUAAUCUAUCCAAGAAAUUGUCUGUUCUUUCUCCGGAGGAGUUAAGAGAUUUUGUUUGUUGUAAGAUAAUCAAGUUCCUCCUCAUUUUAAGAAAUCAAUGUGAAAUCAAUGUCUACUUCUGGUGCAACAAUUUAAUGAUCCUGGCCCCUAUCCUCAAGAUCAGCCUAAACAAAAUUCAGUUAGAUUUACACCCACCCAGAAAUUGGAAAGUUCUAUUUGGCCACGUUGGCUUUCUGUUUUCUUUGUACUUUCUGUCAGUAGGUGCAGUUGAGGAGAGCAAGGAAAAGAGCACUUGGUUCACACAUUUUAAAAAAUUGUGGGGCCUUCCUAUUCUUCUUUUCUCUCUAGCUGCAGUUCAACUGCAGGUUGAAGCAAUCAUCUCUGGCAUUCAGCCUGGUCUAACUAUGGUUGUGGGGCCACUUGGUACAGGAAAGACUGAUCAACAAAGUGCAAUUAGGAACUAGUUUUAUUAUUAUUAUAUGACAUUUACCUACAGAAGUCCGUAGGUACAAGUAAAUUGACUUUUACCUACAGUUAGAGAUUAUAGGUGUAAAUUAAUAUCUUUUACCUACACAUUUGAAAUAGUAGGUGUUACCUAUAGUGAUAGUUAAAUUUGACUGUAGGUAAAAAUAUAUCCGUAGGUAAAGCUUAUAGUGACAGACUAUUAGUUGUCACUGUAUACCCCCUCAAAGUUGACACAAAAAACGUCUGUAGGACAAAGUCCUUUAUACAUCUACCUACGGAUUUUGGACUUCUAGUAAUAGAUUUUGACUGUAGGUAAAAGUCAUUUUCCUUGUAGUGACAUUUCACUUAUAAUAUUAAUGGUCUAGAUCUUUCCAA